CAGAGAAAUAUAUGCUGGAAAGCUGAUGGGAAGAGUUCGCUGCUUCGAGGGGGAAAGUUGGGUUUUCCAGCAGAGAAACCAUGAAGACCUUAUUCAUUUUUGCCCUUGUGAUGAGUGUUUGGUCUUGUUCUGGGUUGCCAGUGUAUGACUAUGAACCAUCUAUCACAGAAGAAGCUCUGCGUGCCUCCAUUGGAAGAGUGAAUUCCAGAUCACAAUGGCCAGCCCUGUUUGGCGUCGUCAGGAGCUACGUUAGAGGGGUUGACCUGUUGGAUAACAAUGACUACAGUAUAGUGCUGGACUUCAUUGUUCGAGAAACCACCUGCACUAAAGAUUCAGAGAAGGAUCCGUCCUUGUGUGACUUCAGAGUGGGACGCUAUGUGCAAACGGCCUUCUGCAGAAGUACAGUGCGGGUCUCUGAAGAGCAGAUACAGAACUUGGCAGUUUACUGCAGCCAGGAUGGGUCCAGCUCAGAAUCCUCAAGCAGCGAGGAGAUGAUGUUCAUGGAAAUGAUGGCCCCAAACAGAAGGGGUGACCGUCGCAAUGAAGCUCAACUUGCUCCUGAGGCCUUCUCUGCAGGGAGAAGACGCCAGAGCUAUAAAGCUCAGCGCCAAUCCAGUAAAGCCAACUCCUACGCAUUGGAAUAACCCCACUCAGUAAAUUGAAGAUCCAACAGGACCAGAAGCCAAGGAACCAGCACAUGAAGGAGGAACUUGCCAGCAAUUAACUUUAUUACAUCAGCAAAAGCCAUUCUGUAACAUAUUGACUCUCUCCCCCCCCCCACCACUUUCAAUUUCAUGGCAAAUGUCCAUUAAAGUGUGCACACAAAUGUGUGGAAAUGGGCAUUCGAUUGCAUUGCUGUAUAUUAGGGCUCAUUUGGAAAGCUGUCUCAAACGCCUAGCACAACUGUCUCCAGUGUGUGGUGCAUCAUCUCAUAAUGGUGCUAUUAAAG
Messenger RNA from Terrapene triunguis (Three-toed box turtle), 949 nucleotides. Its product is annotated as secreted phosphoprotein 24. The coding region runs from base 81 to 644 and encodes 187 amino acids. The transcript has 7 exons. NCBI's taxonomy places the organism in Eukaryota, Metazoa, Chordata, Testudines, Emydidae. The record is from RefSeq and is a predicted model, not a curated record. Gene Ontology annotation, cellular component: extracellular region. Gene Ontology annotation, biological process: bone remodeling.